Messenger RNA from Purpureocillium lilacinum, 798 nucleotides. The record is from RefSeq and is a predicted model, not a curated record. Lineage: Eukaryota; Fungi; Ascomycota; Sordariomycetes; Hypocreales; Ophiocordycipitaceae.
AUGGCUUCAUUGAGCAGAUUCCCUGGCGUUGCCUUAAUCACCGGUGCUGGCGGCACAGGAAUUGGCGCCGCUGUGGCCAGGAGCUUUGCGCAGGCUGGGUGCUCCCGCUUCGCUAUUACAGACCUCGACAAGGCUUCUCUCGCCGCCACUGCCAACUCCAUCAGGGGCAUCAACCCCAGUGCGCAGGUACACACGAGCAAUGGCGACGUUGCCGAUGAGGGCUUCGUGAAGUCGUUCAUCAAGGAAUCCGUUGGCACCUUCGGUCGAAUUGACUACUCUGUCCAAUGCGCUGGCAUAUUGGGCAAAGGUCUUCGGUCGCAUGAGACGUCGGUGUCUGAGUUUGACAUCAUUACCAACGUCAACUAUAGAGGGACAUGGCUUGUGACGCGAGACGUCGUGGGUCAUAUGAUUGAACAAGAUCCGCUACUCGAACAUCCAAAGCAAAGAGGAGCCAUCGUCAACAUCGCCAGCCAGCUUGGGAUCGUCGCCAGGCCGGGAGCCGCUUCGUACUGCGCCUCCAAGGCGGCCAUUAUCAACAUGACUAGAUCUGACGCUAUUGACUACUCGCGAGAUGGUAUCCGUGUCAAUUGCGUUUGCCCUGGUGUGAUUGCGACACCAAUGACAACUGGGAGCCAGGAGGUCGAAGACAGAUUGCGGCCGGCCAUUGACAUUGCACCCUUGAAGCGCAUGGGAACGCCAUCUGAAGUAGCUGAUUCUGUUCUGUUUCUUUGCUCAAGUCAAGCAUCUUUCAUCCAAGGACAUGCAUUGGUAGUAGACGGAGGUUAUACCAUUAACUGA